ACUUGCCUCGCUUCAACUUAUUGCACUAGUUCAGCGGUGCAGCGAAAACGAACAGACCUAAUACUACACCGUUCAAUGAGCUCUUGCAAUUGAUUGGUAUAUUUUCUUCGUUUUAAAAAUAUACACCAAUCAGAUGCAAGAGUUCAGUGAACAGUGUAGUUCCUGAAUAUAUCAACUGAUAACCUACCCUAACCUAAAAGUGAAAUUUAAUGCGACGUAUCGUUCGGAAAGCAAGGUGUAACCUGUAUAACUGCAGGGUAUAACUGUAGAGAUUAAUAAAUAUUCAGGUGUUAACAACUCAUAUAAGCAAUUCACCACUUGAUACAUAAUGCGGCUUGGAUUAACUUUAUUCAAGUACAAAUGUACAAUUCCACAUAGAUUCAGAGGGAAGUAUCGUAUUGUCAAAGAUCCAUCUCUGAAAGAUCUGUAUAGGAUGAGGCAAGAUUUUGAUAGAGAAGAGCAAAAUAUGUUAAUUCUGCGACACCCCUACCUUACAAUUGAACAAUCUUUUGGUCACGCACAAGCAUUGCGUGAUAACACACAAGUAUUUCUUGAUAAGUACCGUGAAGAAAAGAGACAGAAGUUUUACAAAGAGAUUUCUUUUGCUGAUCAUCUUUGCCACGUAGGAUAUGGAGAAAAGUGGGAUUAAAUAUGUUCUCAACAUGUAGAUAAAAUUAUAUAUCAUUUUAAAAUCUCUGUAAAUUAAAGUGAUGUUGAAUCUAAGAAUAUACUUUUAAUUCUUUCUUUCUUCGACAAGAUUCUACUUAGAUCAGUUCAACUGUUGAAUGUUACAUAGAGUAUCUUAAAUUUUUAUAGAAAAUAUACGAAAAAAUAUAAGUUUUAUAUUUUUUAACUGCACUGAGACUAUAUAUAUUAAAGCUGAAAUAGGAUAUGCAGAUAAUGCAAUUUUCAUAAGUAUACAAAGAAUCAAAAUAAUACUAUAGUAAUGAAUAAGAUAUUAUAAUUUUCAUGUGUUACAAAUAAAAAGAGAGAGGAUGAUUUACUAA
Dinoponera quadriceps is the source of this 1007-nucleotide messenger RNA. RefSeq lists its product as uncharacterized. Gene Ontology annotation, molecular function: structural constituent of ribosome. Bases 329 to 649 code for a protein of 106 amino acids. Gene Ontology annotation, cellular component: mitochondrial ribosome. Gene Ontology annotation, biological process: mitochondrial translation. Lineage: Eukaryota; Metazoa; Arthropoda; Insecta; Hymenoptera; Formicidae. The transcript has 2 exons. The record is from RefSeq and is a predicted model, not a curated record.